Cladocopium goreaui is the source of this 192-nucleotide messenger RNA. The record is from the annotation of a GenBank genome assembly. Lineage: Eukaryota; Dinophyceae; Suessiales; Symbiodiniaceae.
AUGCCGACGCUGCCCUUGCCGCAUUCCUUGCAGCCUUCUCCGGUGUCGCAGCACCGCCAGGUGAGUUCGGCUCCACAAACAGCAUCCUUGACGCCCUCGGUACCCUGCUUAUCGAGCCAACUGUUGGCGCCCUUCAAUGAUGAGAACUGGCCCAAUUCCAGGAUGCAGAACGGUGCCCAAGUUGAGAGCUAG